Leishmania braziliensis MHOM/BR/75/M2904 is the source of this 5283-nucleotide messenger RNA. RefSeq lists its product as hypothetical. The record is from RefSeq and is a predicted model, not a curated record. Gene Ontology annotation, molecular function: protein binding. The transcript has a single exon. NCBI's taxonomy places the organism in Eukaryota, Euglenozoa, Kinetoplastea, Trypanosomatida, Trypanosomatidae. The coding region runs from base 1 to 5283 and encodes 1760 amino acids.
AUGCGUUCACCGCAGGAAGGCCCGGUGCCACGUCUGGCGAUUGUCCUCGGUAGCGAAGUCUCGCUUGUCACCCUCCAGCAGGAGUGGGCCGCGUUUCCACAAGGGGUCUCCUAUGCAGAAUUUCGACAGCUGCUUGACCCGCAUAUCAGACCACACCCCUGCUUUUCCGAAGCUACAAACGCGAACGUUGCUCUGCUGCACUCAUGUACCCUGCCUCUCUGCGGCAUCUCUGCCUCCUCGCCCUCCGCAUCCCCAUGCGCACCCGGAAAGCUUCCACAAGUGCUUUCCAGCGCCCCAGUGACCCCUGCCCCCGCCGCCUUCGAUGAUACCAGUUCAAAUCGGGAGGCGGAACGAACCCGCCGUAUCCGCACUCGGCAGGAACUAGCUGGCGUCACGACACGCUCUGUCGACCCCAUCAAACACCUCUUCAACCGCAUCGACAUCCACAAUCAACAGCGUGUCACCUGGGAGGAGCUAGUGAACUACCUGGUUGCCGAGGCGAGCAUCGAUGCGGCAGGAAAGAGGCUCAGUACCACCACUUUGAAUCGGUUUACCUUCUCGCGGCUGCUGCGAGGGCAAUCAAAGCGCUCCCAGGAGAAGCAAAAAAUAAAGAAGGACACUACCGCCGAGGCACCCACAUUCAAGCGUUACUACCGCGACGUCCAGGGUGUCCCUCAGACAUGCCGCACGCGCGUCGGCGAAGACAGCGAUGCCAUACGCAGGCGCGCUGUAGCGGUUGUUCACGAGGACGAGGAUCUCGCACUCAUUCGUUUCCUCGACGGCUUGCCCGGACACAAGUCGCUUUUCUUCGCCUCUACCCGCAGCUGCUCUUUUAUCCUUUAUUCGAAGGGUACCCUCGAGCGUGUCUACUCGGCACCACCGGAGAUGCUCCCAGGAGUGAGCCCCUCCGCUGUUUCUUAUCUGGAUGGGUGUGACUUGUUCUUAUGCUACUCUUCGGACGAUCGACUACUGCGUGGCUGGUUCUCGCUUCUCUCGCACGCCGUCACGACCAUGACCGUCACACCGCUACUGGUGGAGGGUCUAGUGCGUCGCAUCCAGGCGAUGCCGCGGGAGUCGCCCACCUACGCCGAUUACACAGAGACGGUCUUCCUCGGCAACAGCUUCGGCCACGUACUGCGCGUCGUUGCCCCUCACAGGCACAGCGGUGGAAUGGAGUUCAAGGUGGUGCAGACCUUUUCCAACCUGCACACGCGCGAAUCCGGUGGUCUUGUCGAUUUCUGCCUCUACGGAGCGCAUCUCUACUCGUGCGGCUUUGACGGGCGACUCGUGGCCACUUCUCUGCUCACAGGGAAGUCAUCCGACCUUGGUAGGGUAGUAAAUGAGCACUUCACCACACUCGUGUACGUCCCAGAGCACGAUUGGGUUGUUGCGGCGACCUCGUGUGGGCGCCAGCUGCUUUGGUGGGAGGCGCACUCGCACGGCACUCUGCCUGGCACGCCGUUUGACCUGGCUGGACACGGCGAGCACGUCGCAUGCAUCAUUGCACUCAUUUAUGUGGCGGCAGCUGACCAUGUGGUGAGCGCCGACUCCAAUGGCGUCAUGAAGGUCUGGGAUGCAUCGACGCAGCGUUGUGUGCAGUCGUUCCGGGGAAAUCGCGUACCGCAGCGCCUCGGCAGCUCAAUUUGUACUGUGCCGGCAACCAACACGCGUACCGCAGCGCAUCCCAGCAGCGGACUGCUCACCGGCAAUCUUGCAGGACUCUUUGUCAAUCUGGGACUGCUUUCCUUGUUACCGACAGGUGCGGGACAGGCGAGUUACGUGGGCGGACCCCAGUGCCACAGCUUGAUUUACUGCGAGUCGACGCAGGAGCUUCUCUGUGGCUUUGUCAACUCCAUCGUCUCCUGGGGAUUGCGCGGUCGCGACAACUCACUUGUGUGUGAUGAGGAAGAGGUGUGCUACGACAUCAUAUAUGAUAUUCGCACCCGCACCUUCCUGGUGCAGGGCGCGACGCGACUCAGCGUGUGGGAUGGCCUGCAUGGGCACCGUCGCGGUGUGGUAAGUCAGACGGCGCUCUCCGGCGUAUUGCAGGCCGGCGUCGAUAUCAAGGCGGUUUGCAUCGACGAACUUGGGAGUCGCGUGUUUAUUUCGCUGUGCGACGGGGAUGUGGUCUCGUACACCACUCAAGACCUCGCGUCGGAUGCCUCGCAAUGCACGUCUGCCACAGCAACAGUCUGGUGGCGUGGCAAUUCUCUCGGCUCUGGCACCACGGGGGGUUCGACGGCGGUGGUGGAGCAGAUGCAUUACUCGUCCAUCUCGCGCACGUGGAUCGCGAUUACGUCAAACGGAGCGCUGCUGGUUCGAUCGGAAGAGGACAAUCAGGAGGUCCUUUUCUCAGUCACCAUCUCUGUCUCUCCGUCGCCCUUGAGCCAACUACGGGUGUCGGAGGAGCUUGGGCUCGUCGCUGUGACGGAUGCGCAGCACACCGUGUACAUCUACGAUAUGCAGGCGUGGAUGGAUGCCCCGGUUACGAAGAGGCUUGCCGGGUACGGCGCUCUUGUGGAUCUGGUUUUUCUCGGCAGUGCCCCAGCUUUGGUCACGGUGCAUGCCGGCGGCGUUUGCCGGUGCUGGUCAUGCGCGCCAGUGGUGGAGCGGUUCAAACUGCUCAGCGUCUUUUGCCAUCCUCGGCAUCCCACACCUGAACUCUGCACAGCGGUCACAAUAGAGGCAGAGCGUGCAUCGAUGGGGAUGGUGGAGAGGACGCGCCUUGGUAGAGCGGUAACGACGCGUGGACGGCUGCCAAUGCAGUCACCAGCGAUGGCACCGUGUCUUCACAUGACUGCUGCCACAACCACUGGCGGCAACGACGCCUUGUACGCGACUGCUAUUAGCCCAUUGCCACUUGGAACUACGCUGCCUAAGAUCGCCUGCAUUUCUCGUCCUGGCUCGGCCUAUGUUGCGUCACGGCCGGCAACGCCUAGGCUGCGUGUAUCGCAGUACGGGUCCUCCAUUCUGCAGCAGACCAAGUCGAGUUUUGAGGAAACCUCAGCCGACUCGACAGGGGUUGCGGGUGAUGCCACGUCGGCCUUCAUGGAAUUCUCUAUGCCCAUGAGAAAGUCUGCUGCGGACGCGCUUCACGACAUUCCCACUGGCGAGGACUGGCUUGGGAUCGCAGCAACUCCUACCGCAUCCGUCGAGUUCACCUCCGCGGCCUACGACGGACGGCAACAUCACUUGUUCCUCGGCGACUCUGAGGGCGUCGUACACACCUAUCGCAUGUGCCCCCUUCUCCAAGCCUACAGGUUGCCCCGAUGCACCCACGCGAGUCGGCCAGCGUUUUCGCUGACAGUCGCGACGGAAUCCACUGGACUGGAUGCCGGCGAUGGCCUAACAGUCCCCACACUGGUGUGGUCGGUGCAAGUGCAUGUGAACCAGAGUGCCACCACAGAGCCAGGUGCAGAGGCACGUCCAGCUUCCGCGUAUCAUGGCAGUAUGCCGACAACGACCCAGCACGGCAGUGAUCGGUGCGGCGUGGUGUGUGUGCGGUGGUUUGACGAUCGUGGCGUGCUCGCUACCUCCGGCUACAACCACGAGGUAUGGUUCCUUGACAGUAGUGUGGGAGAGAAGGUCGCCUGCUUGUCGGCCGAGCAACUACCUUCUCGACUCGAUCACGCGGACCGAGCAUUGUCAGCUUCGUGGCACUGCCAGGGAACGCUGACGCAAGACCUGAUGGUUCUGAGUGGGGUGCUCGACAGACAAAGACCCGAGGCCGCUAGUACACUGCCUCCUCACAACACGUUCAGUCUGCCUCCCUUGCCGCGCUACGACGAUUUGAACGACGACAGUGCCGUUGCUUUCCUCACGGGGGUGUCGCAGCCGCACUGCUGCGCACACCACACCACAGGCAAGGAUUCGUCUGCGACAGAGGAGGGCCAGGGGGCGGUGUCGCUGUCGCCGCAGAGCGAAGAGGUGACCGACAUUUCGGCCACCUUGUCAAAUCCACGACUCACAUCGUUGGGCUUUGACCCACUGGGGUCUUGUGUAGGCCAGGAACAGGCAACUUCCAGCCACCUCUUCAGGUACUCGUGCCUGGAGGCGACCGUGACGUCGAGGCACGACAGCCCAGCAACAGUGCUUAAGGACUACAUGCAGCGACUGAAGACCCGACGCGGCAGCAGCGGCAGAUCGCAGCGCUGCAGCACUUUCUUGAGUCCGUUGCCGCGCCUACCAUCUAGUCAACAAGCGCUAGCCGAGGACGUGCUUCUAUGUUGGGGACCCCUCCCACACCACACCUCGUUGCCCGCCGGUAAUCCCCUCGAGGAGGGUGAGUACCCGCACAGCACCGCUUCUGCCGUCCUGAGUACGACAUGCCCCACCGGCAGCGGCGGUGACAUGCACGUUCACAUCGCAGACUGGCAGAAGCGUGACCUGAUGGGGAUGCGAAAGUCACGGAGCAUCAAGCCCCAGGCACCGGUGCCCCCGGUCUCGCACAACACUCUGGUGAACGUGGAGGAGAGCAAGUCGCACAAUACAGAGGUGACAGGAAAGCCUCUUCUUUUGGGACCAGCUGGCGGUGUCUCCUGGCAUGCAGUGCGUACGGCCGCAGCAGCAGACGUAGCGCCGGCAGUCACAGACGCUGCAGUUUUAGAAGACGGUACAACCCCUUCGUGCGGUGCGCGGAGCUUGACAGCUAACGUGGCGACGUUGAACGGCCCACAAAGCGACGCCGCAGGGAGGGCGACAGACACAAGCUGCAGCACCUUGUCCUUCAGCGUCAGGGAAGACUCGGUAGCCAUCGGCCACUGUGUCACCGUGAAUGACUCGUUUUGCAUUAGUAAUGCUACCUCCCCGGCGCUAGCGUUGCGCAUCUCAGGAAGUGCGCUGGCAGCCCCCGUUCUCGACGCGGAUAAGAGCGCAGCGGUUCAUCAACAGAAGCAAAAGCCGUUGUCCCAACUGCAGCAAGCUCAUGGAAAGAUCAGACCCAAUUUCGCCACCGACAUCGCUUUGCAGCGCUACGGGCGUCUCCCACGAGUGCCGUUCACGCAGUCGUCAGCACCCGGACAUCAUAGCCGUAUGAGGGCGCCUCACUCCAUCAAGAAGGCCCGCUGGACGCAUGUUGAUGGAAAGUGCAGUUCUUCGACUACAAAUGACGUGGCAGUGCACUCGUCUUUCCAGGGCAUUACAGAGCGAGCCCUAUCAUCCGUCCCUGCGACGACUCUACGCCCACCGCCUAUGUUGGCGUACAGCAGCGAGUUUGAGGGAGUGUCGACGUUGGAGAUGUACUCUAGUGAACUCCAUCAGUGCCUUCGGCGACCGCACCGAUAG